Molecule: messenger RNA, 4348 nt
Organism: Stegostoma tigrinum
Lineage: Eukaryota; Metazoa; Chordata; Chondrichthyes; Orectolobiformes; Stegostomatidae
Exons: 4
Coding region: 251-1318 (355 amino acids)
Molecular function (GO): flavin adenine dinucleotide binding; NADP binding; N,N-dimethylaniline monooxygenase activity
Source: RefSeq, a predicted model, not a curated record
GUCUAGGCCCGAAACGUCAGCUUUUGUGUUCCUAAGAUGCUGCGUGGCCUGCUGUGUUCAUCCAGCUACACACUUUGUUAUCUUGGAUUCUCCAGCAUCGGCAGUUCCCAUUAACUCCAUUGCGCCUCUUGACAGGCAGAGGCAGCAUUGAGAUAAGGAGGAGCUCUUCAGCCACUGUGAGGAGACAGUUGAGGAUGAUUCUCAGGAUGACUUUUCCCAUGGUGGACAAACUAACCUUCCAAAAGAAGUCAUGUCCUUCCCGGAUUUUCCAUUUGAUAGUCAACUCCCUUCUUUCGUUCAUCAUAGUGAUGUGAGGUCAUAUCUGGAACAAUAUGCUGAUCACUUUGAAAUUCAGCCCCACAUAAAGUUUUGUACUCAUGUUGAACUGCUGAAUCCUGUUUCUGGAACCACUGUAGAUGAUCAGAGUUCAUGGGAAAUAACAUCUUUGAAUCUGAACAAUCUCUGUCGUAAUACAGAAAGAUUUGAUUCUGUUAUUGUUUGUAAUGGCCAUUAUUCUGAACCGUUCAUCCCACACAUUCCUGAAAUUGAAAAUUUCAAAGGACAGAAAAUGCACAGUCAUGAAUACAGGUUUGCUGAGUCUUUCACUAGGAAGAAUGUGGUUCUGCUUGGUGCUGGUCCAUCUGGAACAGAUAUAGCAUUGCAAUUGUGCUCAGUUGCAAAGCAAGUUGUCUUGAUACACAAUCAUUCACUGAUAACCUCAUCAAUGCCUUCAAAUUUCCUGCAAGUCAAAGGUGUGAACAGAUUUUCAGAGAAAGGAGUGAUUUGUAAUGAUGGAAUUGAGUAUCCUGCAGAUGUAUUCAUGUUCUGUACUGGAUAUAAGUAUUCUUUUCAGUUUCUUGAAAAAAAUGUUUUAGAGGUCAAAGAUCAAAGAGUUACUCCACUUUACAAACAUAUUGUUCAUACAACCUUUCCAACUCUCUUUUUUAUUGGUUUAUGCACGACUGUUUGUCCUUUUCCUUUGUUCCACAGCCAAGUCUUGUUUGCUUUGGCAUCUUUAGAUGGUACAUAUAAGCUACCACCUAAAGUUGAAAUGGAUGCAAUUACAGAGCAUGAAUACCAGUUCUGUUUGCAAAAUGGAAUUCCUCACAGACAUUUUCAUAAAUUGGAUAGUCGUCAGUGGGGCUAUAUUGCUGAGUUAGCCCAGUUAUCCAAAACAGACUCCGUAUCCCCUGUUAUAAGGGAUCUGUAUGAAGCAAACAAGAAAUUUAGAAACCAAGAUCUGUGUAAUUAUAAAAGGUUUAACUACAAGAUAGUAAGCCAUGACACAUGGAUAACAGUGAACCCUAAACCAUUAUAAAACUGUCAGUCUGAUGGAUGGAAGAUGCAAAUCAAAGAAAUGACAAAUCAACCAGCUAGAUAUGUUAUGUGGAUACAAUAGUGCAGUUUUUCCCCAUCUUUUCAUUUGGGUUUAGAAGAUCUGCAGUGUUAAAUAUACAGUAUAGAUGGAAAAUGGGCAAAGAUCAUGCAUUGCAAGAAAGUCUGUCCAUUUCUUGUCAAUAAAUUUAAGUAGAUAGAAUAUUAGGAAUAAUUGCUCAUGUAUGACAUGUAUAGUCCUUUCUGUAGUUCUUUUUUCUUCUGUAUUUGUUAUACAAAAGCAAGCUUACUUACCCACCUGAUCUAAAUGUAGUAGCUGGAAGAUGUGUUGUGUGUGCAAAUACAAAUUAUUAGAAAAUGCAAAGAAGUACUAUUGCAGAAUACCAUUGAAUCCCAUUUCUUGUAAAGCCUUAGGAACCAUGCUAUUGCAUCAAUUUGUUAUUCUUUUGCUAAAUGUUAUUUGCUUCUUUUUGUUGCCAAAGUUUGGGAUAAAUCAUUGAUCCUGUAUAAAGAAGUUGCUUAACUUAGCCAGAUGGGGAGGAAUCAAUUGCUCAGGUUUCUCAGAAUUACAGUAACAAAAUUCUUGAAAGUUUCAAGCUGGUCUUGAUUUCAGGUCAAAUAUGUAAGAACAAAGAAGAAAUACGAGCUAUGAGGUUUGUAAAAUUAUAUAAUUAAUUCUUUAUUAAAUGGGUAGCCCUACAGAGAGAGCAAAUAAACCCAACAUUACAAAAGAUACCAAGACACCAAUUGGAAUUUUGCAUUCAGUGGCAAGUAUAAACCUCAGCUGGAUGUGUAAGUAAUCUAUACCCUUUGGCCCUAAUCCAUAAACUAUAGGCCACAUCAGACAAAAUAAAUGGGUCAGCUGGUCUAUACGAUUCAUCUGUUAAAGGCUUUAAGUAUUGUCAAAAAUGGAAUAAUCUAUUCCUUGCUAAUUAGCUAAAAUAUUUGCACACAGACAAUGCCAUGAUUUACCAAAUCCGCCUUAGAUUGCCAGCGUGUCUUAAAGAAUGCAUGCACCAUAUUUUCUACAGUAAAUGGAACAUAAUGAACAAGCACAGUCAUUUUUAACAGUUAGAUCUUUCUCUCCUGAAAUUGGACACCUAAGCCCUCACAUUAAUGACCGAUUUGAUAUUUUCCCAACCGGAGACCACAAGAAGAUGAUGUGCUGGAGUCUACAAUUCUGCAAAAAUAUUUGUGGAUAUUAUAAAUACGCGUAUCAUUGUUAUAUGCAUGUCACUUUUCACUUUACAAGCACGCUUCUUUAAAUUUUGAGAUGAUCAGCUGUAGGAUUCUUUCACAGUACCAGCCAUUUUGGUUCUAUUGAAAGACUGGGAUUCUUUUACACUGCCAAUAUUCAUGGAAUCAUAUUUGAGCAGAAGCAGGCUUCCUAUGCUGGAAAAUCAUUACUGAUUUUCAUGAAAUCUGCAAGCAAGAUCUGAUGAUGUGAUGAUGUAAUUAUGAUCAGCUUUCAUUGGAAACAAUCAGAAUGAAACAAAAUUCUAUUUAAGUAGUAAGCAUUUAACAUAUUAAAAUUAAAGUAGAAAAAGGCAGUUUGUUUUUGAUGUUUUAUGUUAUUACUGUCAAAAGUAGCAUUCUGAAUACUAAGACAAAGUAGUGGAGGGUGCUUGAACUAUUAUGAAACUUUGAAAAGUGAUUAAUUUGAAACAUUAAUGCUGCUUCUCUCCACUGAUGCUUCCAGACCUGCUGAAAGUCUCAAGUAUUUUUUAAUUAUAAAUAUUAGCUGGAUAAGGUAAAAUAAAAUUUGACAUAUAAAUUUCUUUGUAAAAGAUAAUGGAACAAAUUUUUGAUUACAAUAUUCCCUUGCUAUUAUAAGUUUUUAUGAAUGCAUUCUAAUUAAAUGUAGCUAAACAAUAAUACAUUCACACACUGUUUGCAUACUAUGCAUACUAUUACAAAGUAUUUCCAGCAUGGAAACAGGCUAUUUAGUCCAAAAUGUCCAUGCAGAAUUUAUCUUCUACACAAGCCUUCUUCAUCCAAUCUCAGCAAUCUAUCCUGUUUGUAUUUUGUGUGUUUAUGUAACUUUCCAUUUAAUGGAGCUAUGUUCUGGGUAAACAAGCUCAUCCUGAAUCUUCUAUUGAAUUUAUAAGUGACUGUCUUACACUCAUGGCUUAGUUUGGUCUUGUCCUCAGGUGGAAAAAAAAUUCCCUAUCAAACUACUCCGUAAAUGCCAAAACUUAAAUUCCUCCAUCAGAUCACCCUCAGUCUUUUGUUUUUGCUUAGUAAAAGGGAUCCAGCCUGUUAAAUUCUUCCUUGUUGAUACAAUCUGUUUUCUAUAAUUUAAAAAUAUUUUUACUGUACUUUCUCUAAUGCCUCUUUUUGUUUUUUAGAAAAAACACUGUAUGAACAUCAGAGCUGUUCAGUGUGCCAUUUACGGUCCAGCAAAGCUUAUAUACUUUAACAAAAAUUUAACGUACCUUCUCUGCUUUUCAGUUCAAUCCCUUGACAACUGAAGCCUGAUGCCUUGUUAUAUUUUUAUUUUAUGAUGUGUAGAAUACAGGUUAUCUCCGUUGAAAUUAAUUUGCCGAUUAGAUGCCCAUUAUGCAAGUUUCUUAAUAUCGUCUUCAGUUGAUUAAUAGUUUCUGUACAGCUACCGUAUUUUGGGAAGUAGCAUUGUACUAUGGCAGUUAUUCCCAAAGCUGAUUAUAUCACAACCUUAAAAAUGCUUGGGCAACAGAAUAUUUAACAAUUAUAAAAAUUGUAGUUACAAAGCAGAAAUUCUAACUAUGCUAGAUGAAUACAAUCUGUUAAAUGUCUGCAAGAGUUUGUUGAAUGCUAACAAUAUAGUAAUGAGUCUGACACACACAGUAUGAAUUUAGCCUGAUGACUGAUAAAUACAAAUAGAAUUCCAGUGAAGAGUUACAUCAUUGCAUUGUCUCUCAUAUUGCCUUCAGCCUGUGAAAACCACCAAGAGGUACUGGAUCUUUUAACUAUGCAGUCAUUUUCAAAUAAACUUAAAUGUCUGAUAUUGUUAGCAUUAUUUUUGUUUUUACAA